Molecule: messenger RNA, 1588 nt
Organism: Ixodes scapularis (black-legged tick)
Lineage: Eukaryota; Metazoa; Arthropoda; Arachnida; Ixodida; Ixodidae
Product: TNF receptor-associated factor 6
Exons: 1
Coding region: 63-1223 (386 amino acids)
Biological process (GO): positive regulation of JNK cascade; protein K63-linked ubiquitination; regulation of canonical NF-kappaB signal transduction
Cellular component (GO): plasma membrane signaling receptor complex; cytoplasmic side of plasma membrane
Molecular function (GO): ubiquitin protein ligase binding; tumor necrosis factor receptor binding
Source: RefSeq, a predicted model, not a curated record
UUGGACUUGGAACUCGUAGCUUUGUGUAGAGCGUCAGUUGUUCCCUCCACGCUUUCAGUGUGAUGGCCGUUGUUGGAAGACUCGUUGCCUGUGGCACCGCCCUGGACUGGACGCGCGUAGAAUUCCAGGAGGCGCUUCCAAAUAACCUAACAUGCAACCUUUGCGGGGUUAUUUCCAUGAGAUGCAUGCGCUUGUCUUGCGACCACCAGUUCUGCAAGAGCUGCUACGGCCAGAUCGUGAGCGAACAACGUCCCAGAUGUCCUUUCGAUCGGAAGGACUUCCAGAGCCAUCCGGUAAGGUGUGAGCAACUAGACAUAUCCCGACUCGACUACUGUAAAGUGCGUUGCCUGAACGCGAACCGCGGCUGCGAGUUUGUGGGUACUUUCAAAAGCCUGCAGCAACACGUCGAUCAAGACUGUCGGUACCACGUAGUAAACUGCACAAGAUGCGGACAAGAAGUGAUCCAGGGAAAGUUCCUGGCUCAUUUCUCGGGCAAGUGCCAAGCUUCACUUGAGGUACCGAGCCGGGCUAGCGCAGCUGCCGCUCUACAAGAAGUGCGGAGGACAAGGAACCUCGUUGAAAGUGCCGUGGACGCUCUCGCCCAAGCAACACGCGAAACGGACGACAGCAUCAACUCUGUCCUCGCGUGCAGUAGGGCGUACGUCCAGGUCGUAAAAGAUCUCCAGGGAUUUCUAGGAAACUGUGUGCCCCAGAUCAAGCAGACGGAACGCGAGAUCUUGCAGAGCGUCGGUGACUGUGCCGCGUUCGUGCUCAAAGCCGACGGCGUGGACCGCGCGCGCUGCCCCCUCCGAUGCUUCAGCGCCAAGCUGAGGAGUCGGUCCCAGUACCUGAGUGACAGCUUCAAGGUCGGCGGGUAUUCACUCCAGAUCAGCCAACACUUCAGCUGGGGCAUCAGUGAAUCCCUAACCUGGAUGUACUUGUCCCUGAUCGUUUCGAAGAGCAGCAGCGACAGGAACUUGGUGUGGCCUCUUCGAAAAACCUUCUGCAUUGUCCUGGAGCACCCCGAGGACUCUUCGCAAAACGCGAAACAUGCGGUGAUGCCGACUGAGGUGGAAGACGCUGAUGCCCACUUCGAGAACCUACGCACCAACGGCGCCAAACCACCGACUAACCGCGACAUGUGCUUUAAGGUAUCUCGGCUUAGAGACGAGGGCUUCAUUCUUGACGACGCUCUGCGCGUAACGGUUGAAGCUGAAGGCUGAAAUGUUACUUGCACUUACAACUUUACCGAGCAUCGAGCCCCAGUAUUUCUUUAUUAUUAUUAUUAUAGAUUUUUUGGUAUGAUGCUUUCGCUUUGUACAACAUUCAAGAACUUCUUCGAUUCUGUACAACCGAUCACAUUUUGAUUACAUUGCUUGUAUUUCCAUCUUGCAUAAGAACGGAAUCUUAUCUUAAUAUACGCCACACUAAUAUGUUGCACGCUAAUGAUCUUUUUUAACUUUUAUUGUUACGCUUGAUUGUGAAAGGUGCUUUGUUCCACCAACCCGCUAAAAAGAUUGCAACACGACAAGUUGCCUAGCCGCAUGCUUUAUGUUCAGGAAUAAAAUAAAUGUAUUUUUUAAACCAA